Messenger RNA from Podarcis lilfordi (Lilford's wall lizard), 7116 nucleotides. NCBI's taxonomy places the organism in Eukaryota, Metazoa, Chordata, Lepidosauria, Squamata, Lacertidae. The record is from the annotation of a GenBank genome assembly.
AUGGAGGGUGGCUACAUUCUCUUUCUUCUGCACACAGCCUUUCUGCUGUGUUUGAUCCCUACCAGCAGCCUCAAACAACUCCACUUUGGGCACUGCAUGGUAUCUGUGGAUAUGUAUGAAAUGCGGAAGGGAUUUGGAGACAUCAAGGAAAUGACUGUGAGUAUUGGUGGAAGGAGGUUUCAUAUGUGUUUGGAACUGCAGUGAAUUUCGUGCUGGAAGCUUAGUCACAGAGACAAAUCUUGAUACAUCAAUUUGUAUAACUGAACCUUUUGGGUUUCUUCUUCUUCAGCAGUCUCAAGAUCAGCACACAAGCAUCCGCCUCUUACAUGGAUCACAUUCUCUUCAAAAUACAAAGGUAUCUCCCCUAAGCCAUUCAGUGAUUAAAUUGGGGGUGGGAGGAAGAAGACGUGUGUGUGUGUGUGUGUGUGAGAGAGAGAGAGAGAGAGAGAGAGAGAGAGAGAGAGAGAGAGAGAGAUUUGGCAGACUUUUCAGAUUUUCUUGUAAAUCUUUGUCCUUGAAAACUUGUUGGUAUAAGCUUUUUGUCCCUUGCACAUUCUGUUCUCUUAUUUGGAGAAGUGCUCAUAUUCCAACAAAAUAUUAAUCUUAAAAAAUAGAGGUGAAAAUAACUCCUGUUGAACUCAGUAGAUGGAUACAAUUGGACUGAAAAUCUUUCUUUAUUCAGAAUGUGUCUCCUUUGUGUGCCCUAAUAUCUAUGUCUUUUGUUGGUGAUGACGUAUAUGUAUCUCAUAUGUUCACACAUAUGGAUUCUAAUAUAUCGUUGUCCCAUUUACACAAUAGUGCCAAAGUUGGCAAUAGUUCUGUAAUCAAAGCUAACAAAGUCAUACCGUGGUACCUCAGGUUAAGUACCUAAUUCGUUCUGGAGGUCCGUUCUUAACCUGAAACUGUUCUUAACCUGAAGCACCACUUUAGCUAAUGGGGCCUCCUGCUGCCACCGCGCCACUGGAGCACGAUUUCUGUUCUCAUCCUGAAGCAAAGUUCUUAACCCGAGGUACUAUUUCUGGAUUAGCGGAGUCUGUAACCUGAAGCAUCUGUAAUCUGAAGUUUAUGUAACCUGAGGUACCACUGUAUAUGUAAUCAGGGACUCAAGGAUUGCUGCUUGAUUAGACUCCAAAAAGGGUUUGAUUUCUAAGAUUCUGUCCUGUGAAUUUUCACACUGAUUAUUAGUUGCAUAUUCUCUGAAUAUAUGCAUUCCAAUAUUUGCUUUAUUUUAUAUUGGUAUUUUAUUUUAUAAUUGCAUUUAAUAUUUAAUUAGAUUUCAGGAUUAGAUUUUUGACAGGUCAUGACAUGACUGACAUUCAGUGGAGUUUAGUAUUAAUAGUAUUUGUUACUUGCAGUAUUUGUUAUAUGCAGUAUUUGAAAGGUGAUAUGAAAUUUAAGGAGAUAACUGUUUAAGAUGUUUCAUAUAUGAUAACUGAUAAAAUCAAAAUGAUUGUGAAUUGUCAAUAAGCCUCUGAUUUGAACUGUAAUGCAUUAUUCAAUGAAAUGUUGCCUAUUCUAAUAAGUUAUCCUGAUUUGCUUUAGUCUGAAGACAGGUGUUGCUUUUUUCAUUACUUGUUGAAAUUCUACCUGGUUAAUGUCUUCAAUCAAUGCACAGAAGGAAACAACUUUCAUCAAAGGAGAGUCAGCAGGAUUGCCAACAACUUCCUCAGUAUUAAGAAGGAACUGACACUCUGUGUAAGUUGCAGCAAUGAACAAUCCUAUAGCAGUAAUGGGCAUACUUAUAGUAGCUUUAGUACAUAAUACCAGUAAAAUCAUGCAUGCACUGAAAACAGCUAACCAAAUUACAACUCAUACAACCUUGGAAUAAGUCUAUGGGCUUUCUAAUUGGUCAUAAUGGGUUUCAGUUCUCCCCCUCUGGGGUCAGCCAAGACAAGAAAAGUGCCCAGAACAUUGGUGCCUGCUUUUAAAUACAUAUCUUGUAAAUUUCCUCUGGGUUUUUUGUUUUUGUUUUAUGGGAACUAACAAUCUGAGUAGACAGUCCUAUGCAUGCCUACUCAGAUAUAAAAUCCUAUUGAGUUCAAUGGGGCUUACUGUAAAGGAAUGUAGGAUUUAGCUGGGAAGCUUUUUCUAAAAAUUUGCAAAGCAGUGCAGUUUUUCAAAAGUUCAUAAAGAAGUAGGUUGCAGGACUGUGCCAAAUUUUAAUAAGGUUUGAUAUGUGAAAUUUACAGGAGGGGAAAACUCCACAUUCCAGACUACCAGAUAUUUUUUACACUUGUUUGUAAAACAAUUGUUUGCAAAGGGGGGGGAUCCCCAAUUUUUAUUUAUUCCUAGCCAAUUCAGGAUCAUGUAGUCACAAUGACAUGUAUCCCAUAAGAUAUGGAUAUAUCAUUGAAGGGAGAAAGACAAAUGAGCAUCGUGAAAGGCAGGAAGCGUUUUUGACUAUGCUAAAUCUACUUGGGGAUGGGAAGGAAAAAGGGAACAUGUUCUUACCACCUAGUUUAAGUUCCACAUCCUUCAGAUGGAAUGAUAUGAACAGUCAGAUGCACGUUUGAAUUUGCAUCCCGUUGAAAAUAAUGCUGGACGAAUGGAUAGCAUUCAUUACCAGAUGUGAAUCCAGAGGCAAAUCAUGAUGCAUUCAUUUCAGUCGAACUGGCGUUCAGGCUCAAAACUGGAUGUGUGCCCCAGUCCACAUUCUGCUCCAAUCAUGCACAACUGUGAAAAUUAAUCAAUGAGCACAAAUACUCUCUCAUCAAUGGGCACAAAUCCUCAUAGUUUCCCCUUAUGAACAGUUCCAUAUUUUUUUCCACAAAGGGGUGCAAAAAUUGUCAACAAGGCAGCAUGUGUUGUUUUUUUUUAAAAAAAUGAUAUUUAUUAAAGUUUCAAAAAGUACAAGAGUUACACAAAAACAAAAAGUGAAAAUACAAGAAAAUACAAAAUACAGAAAAAAGAAUAAAGUUUUUGAGAUAUAACAAAAAAACAAAAAAAACCCCAUACAAAAUAAAAACAGUUAAAAAACACAUUAAUUUUCCAUAGCCUAUCUUCCUUACACUUAUUUCCCCGGACCUCCUCGUACCUCCCUUUUUUGUAUUCCAGUUCAGUUUGUUAGUUCAGCAAAUCCUUACCAUUAAGCUUUUACCCAUUUGUAAACCUUUAUUCGUAUCUCUUAAAGCAUUACAGCUGGAAACCACUUAGUUCCUAUCCAACAUCCUUCUAAGAUUCCUUAAUUUUACAAUAUUUCUGUAAAUAGUCUUUAAAUUUCUUCCAGUCUUCUUUCACCGACUCUUCUCCCUGGUCUCGGAUUCUGCCAGUCAUUUCUGCCAAUUCCAUGUAGUCAAUCACCUUCAUCUGCCAUUCUUCCAGAGUGGGUAGAUCUUGUGUCUUCCAAUACUUUGCAAUGAGUAUUCUUGCUGCUGUUGUAGCAUACAUAAAAAAAGUUCUGUCCUUCUUUGGCACCAAUUGUCCGACAAUGCCCAGAAGAAAGGCCUCUGGUUUCUUCAGAAAGGUAUAUUUAAAUACCUUUUUUAUUUCAUUAUAAAUCAUCUCCCAGAAAGCCUUAAUCCUUGGGCACGUCCACCAAAGGUGAAAGAAUGUACCUUCAGUUUCUUUACAUUUCCAACAUUUAUUAUCGGGCAAAUGAUAGAUUUUUGCAAGCUUGACUGGGGUCAUGUACCACCUGUAUAUCAUUUUCAUAAUAUUCUCUCUUAAGGCAUUACAUGCCGUAAACUUCAUACCUGUGGUCCAUAACUGUUCCCAGUCAGCAAACAUAAUAUUAUGUCCAACAUCUUGUGCCCAUUUAAUCAUAGCAGAUUUCACCGUUUCAUCCUGAGUAUUCCAUUUCAACAGCAAGUUAUACAUUCUUGACAAAUUCUUAGUUUUGGGUUCUAACAGUUCUGUUUCUAAUUUUGAUUUUUCCACCUGGAAGCCAAUUUUCUUAUCUAAAUUAUAUGCCUCCAUUAUCUGAUAAUAAUGAAGCCAAUCUCUCACUUUGUUUUUUAGUUUCUCGAAACUCUGCAAUUUCAAUUUGUCUCCUUCUUGUUCCAAAAUUUCCCAAUAUUUCGGCCAUUUGGCCUCCAUAUUGAGCCUUUUCAGAGCUUUCGCUUCCAUCGGUCAAGGCAGCAUGUGUUUUUGGAGUGAGGAAAAUGUUCAUGAAAUCUCUCUCUCUCUCUCUCUCUCUCCCUCCCUCUCCCUCUCCCUCUCUCUCCAUUUCAGCUCAUUGUUAAAUAUAUAACUCUCCAAAUUGGCGGAUGUUUUCAUUAUGGCAGUACCACUGCUACAAAGCUUCCUUGAGGUUUCCAGUGCAUCUCAGAUGCUUUUUGUGGGCCUGAAAUCAGCAAUGAUGCAUGGUUUUAAAAAGGAAGGAAGAAAAACUCAGCAGAUCUGUAAGAACAGCAGUGAUCAGAGAGCUUUCCACAAGUACAUCAGACCUAGUGGGUUACUAGAUAACCAGAAUUUCUCUCUCUCCGCCCAGAGCAAUCACGUGGGUUAUCACGUGGGUUAAGGCUUUGGUUUUCAAACUGUAGGGAGGGCCCUUGAGAGAAGAGAGUAAAUGACAGACCAUCCUUGAGCAGUAUUCACUGAAUACUGAACUCAGUGGAACUUAUUCCAGAGUAAGCUAAUAAAAGAGAUGAAUGGGCAAAAUUGCUGCUGAGGAAUAAAAUACAUGCAAAGGGUUGCCAUAUUUCAAACAGGGGAAAUCCGGAUGGAAAAGUUGUUGUGCUUUUUCUGGAAAAUUGAAAAAAAAUAAUUAAGUUUUCAAGCUAUUUUUAUGGAAAAUAAGCAAAAAACAAAAAAAACCCACUAGUUUGCCAUACGUCCAAAUUUUCCUGGACAUUUUAAAGAUUUCCGCCCAGACACUGCUGCUGCCUACAGUAUUCCGGAUAUGUUCGGGAAAUUCUGGACGUAUGUCAACCCUAUACAUGCAUGGGGGGGGAGGAAGGGGGAGUGUUCCUACAUUAUAAAGCCCUCUAAUAUUCCUUCACCCUAAUAUACAGGUCUUGACAUGAGGCCACAAAUGGCUGCACAUGAGCAUCUCUGCAAGUUUGAACAAAUGGACUGAGCUUGGUUCUGGGGCAGGGGGGAAAGUAUGUUUAGAAGGAAACCCUGCUUUCAAAGUGUUAGAGAAAUGUUGAAAUAAGUGCAAGCUCCAUGCAGAAAACUUGCCACCCUCAUAGAAUUGUCAUAAGCAGUGGAUGUAACAAGCAAAAACAAAAUAAUUACAUACACAGAUGUAGCACAGUUGAUAAAAUGGCUUUAACUCUGAAAAACUUCAGAUAACGUGUCAGAUGCCAGUCUCUUUUCAAUGCAGUUAUGUUGCCCAUAGGUACAUGGAUAUCAACUCCAUCUGCAAGAAUGAUUCCAGGAUAUAUAUUAAAAUGGGUUUUGUGUCUUAAUAACAUGCAUUCAGUAAACCUAAAUUCAGAUUUGUAAUUUAAAAUUGGUCUUCAGUAAAGUGCCAAAAGCUUCCAUUUCUUCAUUAGCCUUUGUAGUAGUGUCAAAUAAUAUAGCUCUUUGAUGUUCUCAUUGCUACAUUUUCUUCCUCCUUUGCCUGACGUGGCAUUUGAUGACCAAUUAGCUUUGUACAGCACUUACAUGCAUGAGUGGUUACAGCAGACUAGGAAGAAACUGCUUCUGCAGACCCUCUUUUCCAUAUUUUAUUACAUGGAUCUCACAACAUAUUUUUCACAAGUAGAGAAUAGAUGUGCUCCCAUACCAAACACGAUAAUUUAGUAAUUCAGCAUUUGUUUUUGCAUUCAGUUCAGCAGUACUGUGGAUCUUGUUCCUCUUGAAGAUAUAUGUUUGAACACAAUGUACAUGAAGAAAUAUGUCUAAACAUAAUUUAUUUAAUACAUUAUUUUCCUUCAGGAUACUGUCACAACAUGCUCCUGUGGGAAGGAAGCCAAUCAAAGAUAUGAACAAAUCCUGAAUCAGUUUCAGAGGGUAAAUGUGUUUUCACUUUGCAAAUUAGCUAAUGGAAUGCAGGUGCUCUCUUAAGCGGGUUGCAGGAGUCUGGUGUCGAACUGACAUUUGGCAUGAGACCAGUCUGACUGGAACCCUUUCGUGUCACUCCAGAAACUGUCUUCAUGGCUUGCUCAGAAAAACAAGCACAGCAUUUCCCAAGCCUAGCUGGCAACCUAGGAUCUUUCAUAGAACCAUAGAAUUGUAGAGUUGGAAGGAGUCUCAAGCGUAAUCUAGUUCCCUGCAAAUGCAGGAAUCUCAACUAAAGCACCCAUCACAGAUGGCCAUCCAACCUCUGCUUAGAAACCUCCAAGGAAGAAGAGUCCACCACAAGAGUCCACUGUCAAACAGCUCUUACUGUCCAAAAGUUCUUCCCAACAUUUAGUUGGAAUCUCCUUUCUUGUAACUUGAAUCCAUUGGUUCAGGUCAUACCCUCCAGAGCAGGAGAGAAGCAGCUUUCUCCAUCUUCCAUGUGAGAGCACUUUAGAUAUUUGAAGUUGGCUAUCAUAUCUCAGUCUCUUCUUUUCCAGGCUAAACAUACCCAACUCCCUCAACCAUUCCUUGGUUUCCAAACCCUUGAUCAUCUUGGUCGCCCUCUUCUGCACACGUUCCAGCUUGUCAAUAUUCUUCUUAAACUGGCACCCAGAGCUGGACACAGUAUUCCAGGUGUGGCCUGGCCAAGAUAGAAUAGAGAAGUAUUUUGACUUCCCUGGAUCUGUCUGGACACUGUACUUCUGUUGAUGCAGUCUAGAAUAGCAUUAGCUUUUUUUGCUGGUGCAUCACACUGUUGGCUCAUGCUAAGCUGAACCAUGGCAGAACCAGAUGAAGAGAGCCAUAAUUGGAUCUUCUGUGUCUUAAAGAAAAUAAAAGCAAGUCAGCAAGGAAGGAGGACACUUUGGAUUGAGAAUGUAAAAUUUCCCCCUUGCACUGAUAUAAAUUGUCCCCAAUCCUGCAGAAGCUGCUGUUUACCCUGUUAAGGUACCCAUACUUACAUAAUUUUCUGUUACACCUUGCUGUACAAGCAGCUACAGAAGUAAUGCAGGAGACACCAGAGAUAUGUCAUUUGUUAUCCAGUAUUCACACUGGUUGUUUGGAAGUUUAUCUUUUCCUGUUCCUUUUCAGAUGGACUCACACUCUGCAGCAGUUAAAGCCCUUGGGGAGCUCGACAUCCUACUGGAUUGGAUCGAUAAGACAGACUAG